AUUUAGUUUAACAAAGAGAAGGGCAUGACUUGAUCAGUCAAUAUGUACCUACACAAGGCAGAGAAAUUGGAUAAUGGGGGCUCAUCAAUAUAGCUAACAAAGGUAUAACAAGAUCCAUUGGCUAGAACUUAAAGCUGGACAGGUUUAGACUGGAAACCAGGUGCAAAUUUUUAAACAGUGAGGAGAACAACUUACGAGGGUUUUGGUGGAUUCUCCAUUGCUCCAAAUUUUUAAUCAAGCUGGGAUGUUUUUCUGAGCAUUAUCCUCUAGUGUGAACAGGAAUUAAUUCAGGGCAGGUCUCUGGCCUAUGCUGUGCAGGAGGUCAGACAAGCUGAUCACAAUGGUCCCUUCUGGCCCUAUAAUCUGUGACUCCUGGCCUGGGCACAGCAGACUAGGUUCUCGUAGUAUCUGGCCCUACCCAAAGAUAAUCUGUUCAUUGUCCCCUGAGUUGAGAUCUCUUGUGCCAGCAAGAUGGCAGAAAUCCUCAGCUCUGACUUAUGCUGCUCCAUCUUGGAGUUUUAUGCUGCAAAAUGGAACUGGGGUAGAAAGUUUGCUCUGUGCAAUAGCUGGGGCUGUUUCUUAUCUGGGUCCAUUUGGCUUAGCCUUGUCUCUGAUGCUGUCAAAGCUGCCCCUGGCUGUCGCUAAGGUCUCCUUAGCAGUUAUUUCUGCCUAUCCUGUCCCUGUGAGUGGUGUUUCUCUAUCUCCCGCUAAUACACAUUUUGCUCUUACUGCUUAUACCAUUAUAUUUUACACGGGACUGAGGCUGGAUUCCCACACCAGUAAUGGCCAGCAUCUCUGCUCUGCCUUGUGGAACUCAACAGAGUUUUGUUUUCAGCCGUGUUCCGGCACAGGGGCCUCCCCAGUUCCCUGCUGGUUUUGCCUGUAGGGAAGGGAGGUUUGGCCGUAACUGCCAGGAACAGUGCAACAAUGACCAGGGCUGCAAGGGACUAAGCUUCUGCCUGCCAGAUCCAUACGGCUGUUCCUGCGCUUCUGGAUGGAGUGGCUUACAGUGCAGUACAGCCUGCCCCCUUGGACGCUAUGGCGCAGACUGUGCCCUGGAGUGUCACUGCCAAAAUGGAGGCACCUGCAACCGCUUCAGUGGCUGUGUUUGCCCAUCAGGGUGUCAUGGGGAGCGCUGCGAGAAAUCAGAUCGGAGUCCCCAGAUCAUCAACUUGGCCGCAGAGCUGGAGUUUAACCUGGGUUCCCAGCCUGUGAUCAGCUGUAUGGCCACGGGCAACCCGCCCCCAGUGCGAGACAGCAUCGAGCUGCGCAAGGCUGACGGGACAGUGCUCACGUCGAUUAAAGCCAUCAUGGAAACAGACAAAACCACCUCUGAGUUCCUGGUGCCAAUGCUCACCGAGGCAGACACGGGCCUCUGGGAGUGCAGAGUUUCCACCAGCGGGGGACAGGACAGCCGGAGAGUCAAUGUCAAUGUCAAAGUCCCUCCAGUGCCACUGAGGCCUCCCCGGCUGCUGGCCAAGCAAAGUCGGCAGCUUGUGGUUUCCCCAGUGGAUGGAUUCUCUGGUGACGGCCCAGUCACCUCCAUCAAACUGCUCUACAAGCCCAAGGACAACACCUCGCCUUGGUCAUCCAUUGUGGUUGACAACAGUGAAAACAUCACACUCAUGAACCUACGGCCAGUCACGGCCUACCUGGUCAAGGUGCAGCUGACUCGCCCUGGUGACAAAGGGGAAGGUGCCAUGGGACCGCAGGCGGUCAUGGUGACAGAAUGUCAAGAACCCACAGCCAAGCCUGUGAUCGAAGGCUGGUCUGUAGAGGGGAAGAACACGCUUCAUGUUAAUUGGAACUUGCCAAAUAACUACGAGCCAGCAAAUGGGUUCGUUGUACGUCUCUUGGACUCAGCAAAAGUGCUUGUCCGUGAGAUGAAUAUAACCUCCAUGUUUGUGCACUCUGCCCGCAUCCCUAACCUGGAGUUCAACAAGGAGUAUGGCCUGGAAGUGUUGGUCUAUCACUGCACCAGCCUGGGCCCUCCAUCUGACCUCUACAAGGUCAUGAUCAACAGCAAAGGCCCCUCCUCCCCCAGAUCUCUCCACGCAGAGCCCCUCACGGACACUAUCGUCAAACUCACCUGGCAGGCCCCUGAGUAUCCCAACGGGGGUGUCAGUAAGUACAUUGUGGAGCUGCAGCAGCUGGGUGGGGCCAGUGAGCCACAGUGGGUUGACACGGACAGCGGUGGGGAGACCACGAAGACCAUCCCGGGCCUCAACGCCAGCACAUGCUACCAGUUCCGGGUCCGAGCGAACUCCCAUGUGCCUGGGGAGUGGAGUGAGCCUGUGAAGGCGGAGACCCUGGGGGACGGUGCCUUGAGCGAGGUGCCCAGACUACAAAGCCAGGACAUGCAGCCCUCGGGAAUAGACCAGCAGCUGCUCAUGGCCAUCAUUGGCUCCGUGUCCGUCACCUGCCUCACCAUCCUUUUUGCCCUCUUGGCACUUUUCCUUAUCAAGAAGAAUUUUUUUCACCGGCGCCGGACCUUCACCUACCAGUCUGGCUCAGGGGAAGAGACCAUCCUGCAGUUCAACUCAGGGACCCUGACCCUGACCCGCCGGCCAAAGCCCCAGCCUGAGCCCCUCAGCUACCCCAUCCUGGAGUGGGAGGACAUCAAAUUUGAGGAUAUGAUUGGAGAGGGGAACUUCGGGCAGGUCAUCAGGGCAAUGAUCAAAAAGGACGGCCUGAAAAUGAAUGCAGCCAUCAAGAUGCUGAAAGAGUUUGCCUCAGAGAACGACCACCGGGACUUUGCGGGGGAGCUGGAGGUGCUGUGCAAACUGGGACACCACCCCAAUAUCAUCAACCUGCUGGGGGCCUGUGAGAACAAAGGCUACCUGUACAUUGCUAUUGAGUAUGCUCCCUAUGGGAACCUGCUAGAUUUCCUCCGGAAAAGCCGAGUCCUAGAGACUGACCCGGCCUUCGCGAAGGAGCAUGGGACGGCAUCUACCCUCACGUCCCAGCAGCUCCUCCAGUUUGCUUCCGACGUGGCCAAGGGAAUGCAGUAUCUAAGCGAGAAGCAGUUCAUUCACAGGGACCUGGCAGCCAGGAACAUUCUGGUGGGGGAGAACCUGGCUUCCAAGAUCGCCGACUUUGGCCUUUCCCGAGGGGAGGAGGUCUAUGUGAAGAAAACCAUGGGCCGCCUGCCAGUUCGCUGGAUGGCCAUCGAGUCACUGAACUACAGCGUGUAUACCACCAAGAGCGAUGUGUGGUCCUUUGGGGUGCUGUUGUGGGAGAUUGUCAGCCUGGGAGGAACUCCUUACUGCGGGAUGACGUGUGCCGAGCUCUACGAGAAACUGCCGCAGGGAUAUCGUAUGGAGAAGCCCCGCAACUGUGAUGAUGAGGUGUAUGAGCUGAUGAAGCAGUGCUGGCGAGACCGCCCCUACGAGCGCCCGCCCUUCGCUCAGAUCUCCAUGCAACUUAUCCGGAUGCUGGAGGCCAGGAAGGCCUAUGUGAACAUGGCCUUAUUCGAGAACUUCACGUACGCCGGCAUCGACGCCACAGCGGAGGAGGCCUGAGGGCGAGUGGAGCACAGCGCUGGGAGCCCUGUAAAUAACACACCCCGACUUGCCGCACUUGGACGCCAGGGGAGGGACAUGGCCUCUGCCCCGUGUGGGGCAUGCAGUAAAUGGCCUGCUCCAGCAUGGAGAGUGGAGACGAGGAACUGCCCUUUGUCCUGGAGUAGGAACUUGCCUGGGGGCAGUUUCUGGCUAACAUGAUACCCCCAUAUUCUGCAGCCAGAUUCCUGGCUGAACGGCAGCUUCUGCCCCCCAGUCCGCUCAGGCAGGACUGCCCUGCGCUUGCUGCCCUCUCUGCCGGUCUCUGCAGUGCAGCUCUACACCAGUGGCAGGGCCAGCCAAUGGGCCAGGCUGUCCCUGUCUCAUGCCCCUCCCCGCUCUCCCAAUCCUUGCUGCAGGCAGGCGCUGUGCGUGGCCGAGGACAGGGGCAGGGAGGCCUGUCUCCCCUUGAGCCCAUGGACACUGGGGCCUUCUCUGAAGCUGAAGGAUGUGAUACCAGCCCCUUGCUGCCCGAAGAGAGGCACAAAGACUUGUCCUGGGUAAAGGACAGACUUGGAAACAGCCCCAAAUGUAGAGCCCUCGUCCCCACCUCCAGCCCCAGUGUUUCAUGUGUGGCUGCUCAGCUUCCCUGCUGCCCGUGGGCUCUCGGAACUGACUCGCUGUGCAGCUGGACCUGGCCCGGCACCAUGCGGCCAGCGCACUGGCACACAGAGCUGUGCAAACAUUGCUCCUGGAUGCUGGAGACCCUCUGGGACAGGGCGAUCAGGGGAGUCUGAGAGGAAGGAUUCCAGCGCUGGCCUUUGGAACACCAUGGAGGAGUAAAAUAUUCUAGGCUUGGCCCCAGGCUCCUCUCUGACCUGCCAGAGACCAGUGGGUGCCACGACUUGUGCUUUACGGUUAAUAAAGGAAGUCUAAGGGAC
Messenger RNA from Malaclemys terrapin pileata, 4441 nucleotides. RefSeq names its product tyrosine kinase with immunoglobulin like and EGF like domains 1 (gene TIE1). Gene Ontology annotation, cellular component: signaling receptor complex. Gene Ontology annotation, biological process: multicellular organism development; positive regulation of kinase activity; protein phosphorylation. The coding region runs from base 783 to 3521 and encodes 912 amino acids. Lineage: Eukaryota; Metazoa; Chordata; Testudines; Emydidae. The transcript is spliced from 19 exons. Gene Ontology annotation, molecular function: ATP binding; calcium ion binding; protein binding. The record is from RefSeq and is a predicted model, not a curated record.